AUGUUUUCCAACGAUAGUGAAUUCAAAAAUAUGGAGACUAUGGUCAAACUGCUUGGACUGCCAAACUCCUGUGAUCUGGACAAAGGUCUUAGAACAAGAGAGUUCUUCAAACGUGUUGGAGGUGGAUGGGCGCUGAAGACUCUCGAGGAGUUUGAAGACUUUCCCAAUUUUCGUUCGGCUUUGACACAUCUAUACUUUGAAAGAUGUCCUUCAGAGACCGAACUAGUCCCGUUCUACAUGAAGAAUCCUAAAGAGCUGACUGAAUGCUUGGACCUGGCCGAGAGCAUGCUCUAUCUUGAAGAAUCUGACAGAAUCACUGCUGCUGAAAUUAUGGAACAUGACUUUAUCAUAAUGAAAACACUUAUGCCAGUCAAGAAAGUUCCUAAGGCUACUCCCAAGGUUUUGGUGAAACCGGUUCAACCAGAAAGCACCGGAAAUUCAAAGGAGGUUGUCGACUCGCAGAGGAAGAAGAUUCUGAUGUCCAAAGAGAAGGCUCGUAAAACCUUUGAUGUGAUCCAACAGAAGGACAGACGCAGUGAGAGCAACAAAGCUGAGCUCCAGGAGGCUCCUGUGAUCUCUCCCAGGGUCAUUAUGGUGAAACCGGCCUCACCAGAGAACAUCAUCGAAUUCCAGGAGCUUGAUGAUGUUCAGAAGGAGAGUCACAAGGUUCUGAUGUCCAGAGAGAAGGCUCAUAGAAGCUUUAACAUGACCCAACAGAAGAACAGACGCAGUGGGAGCAGCAGAGCUGAGGUCCAGGAAGCUCCUGUGUCCUCUCACAGGGUCAUUAUGGUGAAACCGGCCCGACCAGAAAACACCAUACGAUUGCAGGAGGGUGACCUGGUAAAGAGUGUGACGAGUGUGGAGCUCCACUCCGCAGAGAGGACCACACAGAGAGACCCUAUUCAGGACCAGCAGCAGAGUGACAGUCGACUUAAUAUGGAGACAAAGGCUGAAGACAGAGAGCCCGCUCUGAUACAGACUCCCACGUCUACUCGCUGUGACGCUGUAGACGAGAGGCUCGAAGACAGGCCUAAAAGGAAACUUUGGAUAAAGAGAACAGCCAAAGUGCAGCCUCUGAACGACUCCACACUGCCCCCUACUGAAGAUGAUUUUGUCCCAAAGAAGAAGAGGAAACACAUCUUCAGGAGAGCAAAGGAAAGACAAAUUUUGCCACAGUUUCUGGAUUGGAUUUUGGUCUGGACCUGGUGGAAGCUAAACAUCCUCCUCAGCCUUAAAGUGACGUAA
Knipowitschia caucasica is the source of this 1245-nucleotide messenger RNA. The record is from the annotation of a GenBank genome assembly. NCBI's taxonomy places the organism in Eukaryota, Metazoa, Chordata, Actinopteri, Gobiiformes, Gobiidae.